CCGCUCCGUAAAUCGGAAAUGCAAAAAGCGACCUACUACGACAGCUCUGCAAUCUAUGGUGCCUACCCCUACCAAGGAGCAAAUGGUUUCACUUAUAAUGCGAGUCAGCAGCAAUAUCCUCCAUCUUCAUCACUUGUGGAAACUGAGUACCACCGCCCCGCGUGCUCCCUCCAGUCCCCCGGCAGCUCUGUGUCCCACCACAAGGCCAAUGACAUCAGUGAGAGUUGCAUGAGGACCCUCCCCAGCCAGACUCUCCAGCCCCCCAGCCUCGCUGACCCACAGGCUCCACCGCAGCCGCCUCCAGCCCAGCAGUCACAGCCUCCACCUCCGACCUCCACCUCACCAUCUCAAAAUGCCAGCAGCAACCCUGCCCCGGCCAACCCCACCAAGAGCCCAGCUCUUAACUCACCCACCGUGUCCAAACAGAUAUUCCCAUGGAUGAAAGAGUCUCGGCAAAACACAAAGCAGAAAAACAGCAGUUCCAGUUCAGGUGAGAGCUGUGCUGGUGAUAAAAGCCCUCCAGGGCAAGCCUCCUCUAAGCGAGCCCGUACAGCUUACACAAGUGCCCAGCUGGUAGAACUGGAAAAGGAGUUCCACUUCAAUAGGUACCUUUGCAGGCCACGAAGGGUAGAAAUGGCUAAUUUGCUCAAUCUCACAGAAAGACAGAUCAAAAUCUGGUUUCAAAACCGCAGAAUGAAAUACAAAAAGGAUCAAAAGGGAAAGGGUAUGAUGACCUCUUCAGGAGGACAGUCCCCAAGCAGAAGCCCCGUCCCUCCAGCUGCUGGGGGAUACCUAAACUCUAUGCAUUCUUUAGUAAACAGUGUCCCCUACGAAUCCCAGUCGCCUCCACCAUUUAACAAGCCUCAUCAAAACACCUAUGGCAUCCCUGCAUCGUAUACUGCUCCUCUUAAUAAUUGCCCACCUCCUCAAAAGAGAUACACGGGGACAGCAGCUGUGACACCUGAAUAUGAUACUCAUCCUCUUCAAGGCAACGGUUAUGGGAAUCCACACAUACAGGGAAGCCCCGUCUAUGUAGGGGGCAACUACGUGGAGACCAUGACCAAUUCUGGGCCUUCCAUCUUUGGUCUAACUCAUCUCCCUCAUCCUCCCUCUGCCAACAUGGACUACAGCGGGGCUGGGCCAAUGGCCAACAAUCACCACCAUGGACCUUGUGAUCCACAUCCAACAUACACAGACCUUACCGCUCACCAUCCUUCUCAGGGAAGAAUUCAGGAAGCGCCCAAACUCACUCAUCUGUAA
Messenger RNA from Melospiza georgiana, 1260 nucleotides. It is a transcript of the gene HOXA3, whose product is annotated as homeobox A3. NCBI's taxonomy places the organism in Eukaryota, Metazoa, Chordata, Aves, Passeriformes, Passerellidae. Gene Ontology annotation, biological process: regulation of transcription by RNA polymerase II. The record is from RefSeq and is a predicted model, not a curated record. Gene Ontology annotation, cellular component: nucleus. Gene Ontology annotation, molecular function: DNA-binding transcription factor activity, RNA polymerase II-specific; RNA polymerase II cis-regulatory region sequence-specific DNA binding. The coding region runs from base 19 to 1260 and encodes 413 amino acids. The transcript is spliced from 3 exons.